Molecule: messenger RNA, 918 nt
Organism: Bufo bufo (common toad)
Lineage: Eukaryota; Metazoa; Chordata; Amphibia; Anura; Bufonidae
Product: olfactory receptor 2A14-like
Exons: 1
Coding region: 160-918 (252 amino acids)
Biological process (GO): G protein-coupled receptor signaling pathway
Cellular component (GO): membrane
Molecular function (GO): G protein-coupled receptor activity; olfactory receptor activity
Source: RefSeq, a predicted model, not a curated record
CAAACAACAGUCACAAAGUUCAUUUUACUUGGUUUCCAAAUCUAUGAACCUUUCCAUAUAUUGCUCUUUACUUUAUUCCUGUUGACAUAUGUGAUAACCCUCACCGGUGAUUUUCUCAUAGUGAUUCUGGUGACAAGAAGCCAUCGUCUCCAAUAUCCUAUGUUCUAUUUCCUCAAGCACCUCUCAGUUUCGGAAAUCUUAUUCACCUCUAAUAUCACCCCCAAUAUGUUGCAUAUCAUUUUGAGACAUGGUGGCUCCAUGCCGUUUGCUGGUUGUAUCAUUCAGUUCUACAUUUACAUAGCCUCGGGGAGCUUAGAGUCUCUUCUUCUCACUGUUAUGUCAUAUGAUCGAUAUCUGGCCAUAUGUAACCCAUUACGCUAUGCUGACAUGAUGAACCUCCAGUUUUGUCGGACCCUCGUCUUAGCCUCCUGGUUAUUGAGCUUCACACUUGUUUUAAUAACUGUUACUCUUUUAUGUCAACUGAGCUUCUGUGGCCCCAAUAUCAUUGACCAUUUCUUCUGUGACUUUGCUCCUCUUGUGGAUCUUUCCUGCUCAGAUACAUAUGUCAUCAGGUUGGAGGUUGUGGCCCUCUCUGUUCCUAUAGUGGCCUCUACGUUUUCUUUUAUUCUAUGGACAUAUAUUUACAUUUCCAUCACCAUCCUCCAUAUUCAAUCCACCACUGGGAGACGGAAAGUCUUCUCCACCUGCAGCUCCCAUUUGGCAUCCGUAUGCUCGUAUUAUGGUCCACUCAUUGUGAUAUACAUGGUACCAUAUAAAAGGCAUUCCAUCAAUGUGAACAAGUUUUUAUCAGUUCUCUACACUGUAUUUACACCAUUCUUUAACCCUCUAAUAUACAGCCUAAGGAAUGAAGAACUUCAACAUGUUCUUUGGAGGCUACUGAACAUUGAACAUAUAUAG